Messenger RNA from Cetraspora pellucida, 978 nucleotides. NCBI's taxonomy places the organism in Eukaryota, Fungi, Glomeromycota, Glomeromycetes, Diversisporales, Gigasporaceae. The record is from the annotation of a GenBank genome assembly.
AUGUUUGAAAAAAACUUUUCUAAUAAAUUAAAUGGAUCAGAUCUAGGAGUAUGCGAUUUAAAUAAAACUUUUACUCGAAGAAAUACACCAACAAAUAAUUCUUUGGGAUGUUUUAUUUUAGAUGAAAAACAUUUUACAAAUCCUUUUUAUGAUUAUGAUAGAAAUUUAAUGGAUCCAGGUUUAUGUUUAAUUCAUUGUAAAGAUUAUAAUUAUACAAUUUCUGCACUUAAAAAUGGAAAUGAAUGUAGAUGUGGAUUUCAAAAUGGUUUAAAACAACAAUUAGAUAAUGAAACUUGUAAUCUUGAUUGUAUUGGAAAUUCAACUUUUAAAUGUGGUGGUGAAGAAGUCUAUACUGUUUAUAAUACUAUAAUUGGACUUUCAAGUUAUAAUAUGUCUAAUAUAAGUUCCGAUAAAAAACAUGAGAUUAUAAAUAAUUUAAAAAAUGAUGUUCGAUAUAAUGGAUGUUUUCAAGAUAAUCCUUAUUGUGGUCGACGAUUAUUAAAUGGCACUUUAAACGAAAAUAUUCAUAUGACAAUUGAUUCUUGUAUAAAUUUUUGUAAAAAUAAGGGUUACACGUUUGCUGGAUUAGAGAUUGGUUCCCAAUGUUUCUGUGGGAAUGAAUAUGAACCUAUAAGAAGGUUGGGGGAUGAUUAUUGUAGUAGUAGUUGUAUAUUUAAUAGUUCUCAAAUCUGUGGAGGUCCUUUAACUCUCAGCAUUUACGAUACUGAAAUAACUUUUAGUAAUAAUACUGGAAUAACUUCUAGCAAUAAUGCUAAAAUAACUUCUGACAAUAUCAUUAGAUUAAUCUUGGAUAUAGUGGGUCUAGUUAUUUUAAUUAUUUUCAUUGCCGUUAUUAUCUUGAUAAUUUAUAAAAAACAUAGAAAAAGAAAAAUAGCAUCGCGUAUAUAUAAAUUGAUUAAACUCGAUGAUGGAAUUUCCCAAGACGUGUUCUGGAAACAAACUGGGCAUAAUAUAUAA